Messenger RNA from Cololabis saira (Pacific saury), 2027 nucleotides. Its product is annotated as tripartite motif-containing protein 16-like. The record is from RefSeq and is a predicted model, not a curated record. The transcript is spliced from 2 exons. Gene Ontology annotation, molecular function: zinc ion binding. The coding region runs from base 1 to 1593 and encodes 530 amino acids. NCBI's taxonomy places the organism in Eukaryota, Metazoa, Chordata, Actinopteri, Beloniformes, Belonidae.
AUGGCGCAGAAAGGAGUUCAGCUGGACCAGGAAACUUUUUCUUGUUCGAUCUGUUUGGAUCUUUUAAAGGAUCCGGUGACUAUUCCCUGUGGACACAGUUACUGUAUGAACUGUAUUAAUAACUUCUGGGAUGAAGGAGAGAAGAAACUCCCCAGCUGUCCUCAGUGCAAACAUACGUUCACUCCGAAGCCUGUGCUGGUGAAAAGCACCAUGUUUGCUGCUUUAUUGGAGCAGAUGAAGAAGACUGGACUCCAAGCUGCUGCUUCUGAUCACUGCUAUGCUGGACCUGAAGAUGUGGCCUGUGAUUUCUGCUCUGGAAGAAAACUGAAAGCCAUCAAGUCCUGUUUAUUCUGUCUGGCCUCUUACUGCGAGAAACACCUUCAACCUCAUCAUGAUGUGGCUCCAUUCAAGAAACACAAGCUGGUGGAUCCCUCCAAGAACCUGCAGGACAACAUCUGCCCCCGUCAUGAUGAGGUGAUGAAGAUAUUCUGUCGUACUGAUCAGAAGUGUAUCUGUUAUCUCUGCUCUAUGGAUGAACAUAAAGGCCACGACACAGUCUCAGCUGCAGCAGAAAGGACUGAGAGGCAGAGAGAGAUGGAGGUGAGUCGACAACAAAUCCAGCAGGAGAUCCAGGACAGAGAGAAAGAUGUGAAGCUGCUUCAGCAGGAGGUGGAGGCCAUCAAUCAGUCUGCUGAUAAAACAGUGGAGGACAGUGAGGAGAUCUUCACUGAGCUGAUGUCUCUCAUCCAGAAAAGAAGCUCUGAUGUGAAGCAGCAGAUCAGAUCCCAGCAGGAAACUGAAGUGAAGAGAGUCAGAGAGCUGGAGGAGAAGCUGCAGCAGGAGAUCACUGACCUGAAGAGGAGAGACGCUGAGAUGAACCAGCUCACAGAUACCGAGGACCACAACCAGUUUCUCCACAACUACCCCUCACUGUCACCACUCAGUGAGUCCACACACUCCUCCAGCAUCAGCAUCCGUCCUCUCAGAUACUUUCAGGAUGUGACAGCAGUUGUGUCAGAGGUCAGAGGUCAACUACAAGACAUCCUGAGAGACACGUGGACAAACAUCUCACUGACCAUCACUGAUGUGGAUGUUUUACUGUCAGAACCAGAACCAACGAGCAGAGCUGGAUUCUUGAAAUAUUCAUGUGAAAUCACUCUGGAUCCAAACACAGUAAACACACAGCUGUUACUGUCAGAGGAGAACAGAAAGGUGACAGUUAUGGACCAACAUCAGUCUUAUUCUAGUCAUCCAGACAGAUUCAGUGAUGUUUCUCAGGUACUGAGUAGAGAGAGUCUCACUGGACGUCAUUACUGGGAGGUGGAGAAGAAAGAAAAUGUAAUUAAUCCAGCAGUUGCAUACAAGAAUAUCAGCCGAUCAAAGGGGUGGAACGGAAGUGGAUUUGGAGGUCCAAAGAGCUCCAGAAUAGGAGUUUACCUGGAUCACAGAGCAGGUGUUCUGUCCUUCUACAGCGUCUCUGAAACCAUGACCCUCCUCCACAGUGUCCAGACCACCUUCACUCAGCCGCUCUACGCUGGAGUUUGGGUUGGUGACACUGAUGGAGACUCAGCAGAGUUCUGUAAACUCAAAUAGACUUUAUUUCUUCUCCAUGUUUAUGAAUCAGUGUUGAUAAUUGUGAUGUUUCUUCACUGUUCAGGGAUCGACGUCUCAAAUUCUGAUUGUAGAGUAACGUUGCUCCUUAAGUUGUUGUUUAGUUGUUAUUUUAUUCAUUAAGUAGGGGACACUUGUUCUUUCUUAAGGAUUAUAUUACUUUUUUCAACAUAAUCUUUUUCUCAAGAUUAAAAUGUAAAUCUCUCUGUGCACUAAAUGUUGUGCACUAAAAGAUUUUAUUAAUGUUUUAUCGCAUUAUAUAUUUUUUCAACUUCAUGAACCUGAACAGAAAAUUCACCAGAUCUGCAGAUCAAAUGUUGUUGAUGUCUAAAUCUAACUUGCUGAUUCUUUUCGUCGGACAAGAAUAUUUAGGUUUUUAAAUACCUGAUAUAUUUCGGCGAUUACUUCCUCCUUCC